AUGAAAAUUAUUUAUAAAUUUACUCAGCAAGUUCUUUAUCACAAUAAACAAUAUUCCAUUCUUAAACCAUCAUAAUUAUCUAUACCUAAAGAAGCUUUUAUUGCUAAAGUUAUUAAUAAAGAUGGUACAACAUCUUUACAUGAUCUCAAUAAGGAAUUAAAAUAAGAUUGUACUAUAGAAUUCUUAGAUUUCUCUAAUUAAGACGCUAAGAGAGUCUUUUGGCAUUCAAGUGCCCAUGUUUUAGGAGCUAUUCUAACUAAAUUUGGAGCUGAACUUGAAUUUGGACCAUCUACAGAAAAUGGGUAUAAUUUUAUCUUAUCUAAUCCCUAGAUUUUACUAUCAAUGCAAAUUGGAUAAGGAAAUCGAAUUAGAUUAGCUAAAUUCAGAAAUUGAAUCUUAUCUAAAAUAGAAAAAACAUCAAUUUGAAAUUUAGAACAUAUCAUAUGAUGAAGCUUUGCAAUUAUUUAGCAAAAAUUCCUAUAAAUUGAGUAAAAUUAAAUAGACUGCAUUACCAAAUUAUUAGAUUUAUAAAUUAGAUGAUUUUGUAGAUCUAUGUAAAGGACCGCAUAUUGAUCAUACGAAUCGAAUACAUAAAUUGAUAAUUAAUCAUUCUUAACCUUAUUAAAAUAGUUAUAGAUAUUAGGGAAUAGCAUUUCCGAAUUCAAAAUCUUUUCAAGAAUAUCAGAAAUAAUAUGAGUGUGAUCAUAGACAUAUAGGAAAGGAUUAGCAUUUAUUUGUAUUUAAUAAAUUGGCUCCAGGAAGUGCAUUUUUUUUACCUCAUGGAACAAAGAUUUAUAAUAAAUUAAUAGAAAUGAUUCGUAAAGAGUAUAGAGAGAGAGGAUAUUAAGAAGUGAUAACACCAUAAUUAUUUCAUAAAGAUUUAUGGAAAUAAUCUGGUCAUUUAGAUAAAUAUGCUGAAAAUAUAUAUAUGACUCAUGACAAUUAGAUGGGAUUGAAACCAAUGAAUUGUCCUGGUCAUUGUUUACUAUACAAAACAUUAUAACAUAGUUAUAAAGAAUUGCCAAUAAGAUUUGCUGAUUUUGGUGUAUUACAUAGAAAUGAGGUACAUGGUACAUUAACAGGAUUAACAAGAGUUCGAAAAUUUACAUAGGAUGAUGCUCAUAUAUUUUGUACUGUAGAAUAAAUUUAAUAAGAAAUAAAGAAUUGUUUAGAUUUUUUAAGUAAAGUAUAUGGUCGUUUUGGGUUUACUUGGGAAUUGACUUUAUCAACAAGACCAGAUAAAUAUAUAGGUGAUUUGGGAAUAUGGGAUGAAGCAGAGAGAUAAUUGAGAAUAGCAUUAUCAGAUACAGCAUAUACAGAGAAUCCAGGAGAUGGAGCAUUUUAUGGUCCAAAGAUAGAUGUGUUAAUAAGAGAUCAUAAUUAAAAAUAACAUUAAUGUGGAACAAUUUAAUUAGAUUUUAAUUUACCAGAAAGAUUUGAUUUAAAUUAUCAUCAUGAAAAUGAUAAAUUCUCUAGACCUGUAAUGAUUCAUAGAGCUAUUUUGGGUUCAAUAGAAAGAAUGAUGGCUAUUCUUACUGAAUAAUAUAAUGGAAGAUGGCCAUUUUGGUUAUCACCUAGAUAAAUUAUGAUUAUUCCUGUGAGUGAAAUUUCAAAGUAAUAUGCAAAAGACAUAUAUGAUUAAUUGUAUAAAUUAGGAUUUGAAGUAGAAUUAGAAGAUACUGAUCAGACAUUAAGUAAGAGAAUAAGAAAAGGAGAUGCAUUGCAUUUUAAUUAUAUUUUAACAGUUGGUACAAAGGAAUUAGAAUCAAAAACUGUUGAUAUUAGAGAAAGAGGAGAUAAUCAUAAACAUUAAUCAAUGAAAUUAGAUGAGUUUAUAACCAAAAUUAUUUAAUUAUGAU
Molecule: messenger RNA, 1859 nt
Organism: Paramecium sonneborni
Lineage: Eukaryota; Ciliophora; Oligohymenophorea; Peniculida; Parameciidae
Source: the annotation of a GenBank genome assembly